AUGAGCGAGGAGAUGAAGAUUGACCCGGCAAGAGCACAAGCUCUCAUCUCCCAGAUAGGGCUUGUCAAAGACCGCAUCGCCGCAGUCGCCAAUGGCCGAAAUAUCCGUCUGGUCGCUGUCUCCAAACUGAAGCCCGUCAAUGAUAUCCUGGCUCUUCACCAGGACCCAGUAGCUCAAACACACUUCGGCGAGAACUACACCCAAGAGCUCACACAGAAAGCCGAGCUGCUGCCGCGCACGAUCCAGUGGCACUUUAUCGGUGGUCUGCAGUCUGGCCACUGCAAGACUCUAGCAAAGAUCCCCAAUCUCUUCAGCGUAUCUAGCGUGGACACGUCAAAGAAAGCGCAGCUUCUAAACACAGCACGCACCAACCUCAUCAGCUCCGACUCUUCCAUCCCCAAGCUCGGUAUCCACGUCCAGGUGAACACCUCCGGCGAGGAGGCCAAGUCCGGGUGCGCCCCCGGCUCCGAGACCGUGGCCCUCUGCCGUGAGAUCAUCGAGACCUGCCCAAGCCUGGAGCUCCUGGGCUUGAUGACCAUCGGUGCCAUCGCGCGGAGCAAGGCCACCACGGCGGAGACGGAGAACGAGGACUUCCUCACGCUCCGGGACCAGCGACAGCUCGUCGCCAAGGAACUGGGGCUGGAUGAGGACAAGCUGGAACUGAGCAUGGGCAUGAGCGAGGACUUUGAGGGAGCAAUCAGCCUGGGCAGCAGCGAGGUGAGGGUUGGGAGCACCAUCUUUGGCGAACGGCCGGCAAAGGCCGACGCAAAGAUCAAGGUUUAA
Molecule: messenger RNA, 783 nt
Organism: Clonostachys rhizophaga
Lineage: Eukaryota; Fungi; Ascomycota; Sordariomycetes; Hypocreales; Bionectriaceae
Source: the annotation of a GenBank genome assembly